Molecule: messenger RNA, 1550 nt
Organism: Chanos chanos (milkfish)
Lineage: Eukaryota; Metazoa; Chordata; Actinopteri; Gonorynchiformes; Chanidae
Gene: adck1
Product: aarF domain containing kinase 1
Exons: 10
Coding region: 6-1550 (514 amino acids)
Biological process (GO): mitochondrion organization; lipid homeostasis
Cellular component (GO): mitochondrial inner membrane
Source: RefSeq, a predicted model, not a curated record
CUCACAUGGCGGGACGGUUGUUGAAAGUGUCAUCUGCGACUGCAGUGUUCGCCUCAUCGGGAUUCUACCUGUACAACAAAAAUGUUGAUCCCAAUGACUUUAGCGUCAUUAGAUUUGGGAGAGCAGCAACCACGACUGCCUUUAUUAGUUAUGACUACCUCACCAGUUUCCGAAAUGUACAGUAUGGGACAGAGGAAUACUGGGCUCUCAAAUCAAAGGUCCAUAGACGCUCUGCAGAGAGGUUGCGGGACUUGUGCUGCGCUAAUAGGGGCACUUUCAUCAAGGUAGGGCAACACUUGGGAGCUCUUGACUACCUCCUGCCUGAAGAAUACACCAGUACUCUGAAGGUUCUCCACAGCAAAGCUCCUGAGAGCACCAUGGAGGAGAUCCAGCAGGUCAUGAGAGAAGACUUAGGCAAAGAGAUUGACCAGCUUUUCAUCAGCUUUGAUGAGAAGCCCCAGGGGGCGGCCUCCCUAGCCCAGGUCCACAAAGCAGUGCUGCAUGAUGGGAGGACUGUCGCUGUGAAGGUGCAGCAUCCGAAGGUGCAGACUCAGAGCUCCAAGGACAUAGUUGUGAUGGAGUUCCUCCUUCACGUGGUUCACUGGCUCUUCCCUGACUUUGCCUUCAUGUGGUUAGUGGAAGAGGCGAAGAAGAACAUGCCCCUGGAGCUCGACUUCCUUAAUGAGGGCAGGAACGCUGAGAAAGUGGCUGAGAUGCUUAAACAGUUUGAAUUUUUGAAGAUUCCAAAGAUCCACUGGGAUCUAUCCACCAAGCGCAUUCUAGUUAUGGAUUUUGCAGAGGGGGGCCAGGUCAAUGACAGGGACUACAUGAGGAAACAUAAUAUUGAUGUCAAUGAGAUCUCGAGAAAUCUAGGAAAGAUGUACAGUGAGAUGAUAUUUGUCAACGGUUUCGUGCAUUGCGACCCUCACCCUGGCAACGUGCUGGUGAGGAAAUGUCUGAAAACCAAUAAGACCGAAAUUGUGUUACUCGAUCAUGGCCUGUAUCAGGUGCUGAACCCGGACUUUCGGCUCGACUACUGCAGACUGUGGCAGGCCCUGAUGAAGGCAGACAUGAAAGGCGUUGAGAGGUACAGCAGGCGUCUUGGGGCCGGCGACCUGUACCCCCUCUUUGCGUGUGUCCUAACUGCCCGUUCAUGGACUUCGGUCAACGCAGGGAUCGCUCAGACUCCUGUCACUAACUCUGAGGACGUGGAGAUCCGCACAAACGCCGCCCUCUAUCUACCUCAGAUCAGUGAUCUGCUGAACAGGGUGCCACGGCAGAUGCUGCUGCUGCUGAAGACCAAUGACCUGCUCCGAGGCAUCGAGACCAUCCUUCAGACCAGGGCCAGCUCCAGUUCUUUCAUCAACAUGUCCCGCUGCUGCACCCGUGCUGUAGCCAGGCACAAGCGGAGUAAGACCAGGUCGCGAAUGAAGAGAUUGCGGGUUACGCUGUUUGAGAUGUUUUCUCUGUGGCAGAUCGGUCUCUAUGAACUCUUUCUUUGGGUCAGGAGCUCCACCCUAGCCAACUGGCUUUCUUCUCUUCUCAGCUGA